Messenger RNA from Leptinotarsa decemlineata (Colorado potato beetle), 696 nucleotides. Its product is annotated as oxaloacetate tautomerase FAHD1, mitochondrial. Gene Ontology annotation, cellular component: mitochondrion. Lineage: Eukaryota; Metazoa; Arthropoda; Insecta; Coleoptera; Chrysomelidae. Gene Ontology annotation, molecular function: acetylpyruvate hydrolase activity. The record is from RefSeq and is a predicted model, not a curated record.
AUUCCCAAAGGAUUCUCUGUGAAUGAAGAAGUAGAACUAGGUGUUAUAAUUGGUCUGAAAGCCAAAGGAGUUAAUGAAGAUGAAGCAUUGAAUUAUGUAGGAGGUUACUGUUUGGCUUCUUAUUCGUGUAUUUCUUAUCUUAUCUCUCCUUGUCACUCCUAUAAUUCUCCUCAGAAAGAAGCUAGGAGCACUGGGGGAUCCUGGACCCUAGGCAAAGGCUUUGAUACCGCAACUCCCGUCAGUAAAUUCAUCCCAAAAUCUCAAAUACCUGAUCCACAUAAUAUAACCAUUUGGUGUACAGUGAAUAAAAUUCUACGGCAAAAUGCUUGCACCGUUGAUUUGGUCUUCGAUAUACCCUUUUUGAUAAGUUAUAUAUCCCAAUUCAUCACUUUGGAACCAAACGAUUUGAUUCUGACUGGAUCUCCUCCUGGAAUGGGGCCAGUCCGAAACGAAGACGUUAUAAAUGGAGGUAUAAAGGGAUUAAUGGAAAUGGAAUUCAAAGUAGUCUCAGAAGAUUAAUUUAUUUAUUUUUAUGACAGAUUCAAGGAAAUGUAACUGUAUCGUUCAACCAUAUUCAGAUACUUGUCUUGCGUUUCUGUAUCUAUUACGGCAUAUAAAUAGUGGAUUAUAUAAGCUAUUGUCGAACCCAAAAGCGCUCCACCUAUUACAUCUGAAAAAAAUAAAAUGUUUGAGAAA